GACGGCGUUACGUUUCAAGUCCAAUGACCUGCUAGUAUUCAAAAGGCCUGAGCUGAACAUCAAGCUGGGCAAGAUACUCGCACCCUCGUCCUCGAUAUACCCCCAAGAUUCCACUUGCUAUGGCUUCGAGAGGCAUGCCACUGGAUACUGCUGCUAUAUUUUCAACCGCGAUGGAAGGAAUCUUAUAUGGCUUUUCGGUCCUCAUGUUUGUGGGUACCAUGUGGGCAUUGACACGCAAACGUCGUAUGAAGGAGAUUAAUCGCACAAAUACUGCGGUGGCAUUUAUGCUGCUGAUCCUGAGCACCGCACACAUGAUAGUAGACAUCGUUCGUCUCGAACAGGGUCUGGUCACCUAUCGCGACACAUUUCCAGGGGGACCAGCGGCAUUCUUUGCAGAUGUUACCCAAAUCACAUUUGUGGUCAAGAAUAUAAUGUAUAGCUUGCAAACAAUGCUUGGCGAUGGAAUGGUGAUUUAUCGCUGUUACGUCGUCUGGCAAUCUGUGUGGAUUAUUAUUGCACCGAGUUUGUUGUGGAUCGCUAUGACAGUGUGUGCCUUUUGUGCAGACUACAAACUUUCAAACGCGACUAGCGAGGCUGGAGACGUCUUCGCCAAACCAACUGGUCAAUGGAUUACGGCCUUCUAUACCAUGUCACUUGCAAGUAAUUUAUUGGCUUCAGGAUGUCUGGCAUAUCGGAUCUGGAGGAUGGAACGUAAUAUAUCUGCAAUUCGCACUUCAAAUAAGUCCAUGAUGCCGAUAGUGCGCGUACUUGCUGAUGCCGCUAUUCUGUACUCUGUGACGAUCCUGACGGGAUUAGUGUGUUUCGUCGAAGCUAAUAACGGACAAUAUAUUAUACUAGACAUGACUAUGCCGAUUAUCUCUAUUGCCUUUUACAUGAUUAUCAUCCGGAUGGCAAUGAAGACAACACGUUACAAUAACACCUCGACUAUCGGGAUGGGUACCGAGACAGCACGAGAGAUUCCACAACAAUAUUAUAUGAAGCGUAUGCCAGUGGAGGUGCACAUAUCCCAGGUCACGCACCAGGACGAAACUUCCAAAUUGGCAUACUGAAAAAUGAGUUUUGAUCAUCAACGUUGGGUAUCGUACUGCUUCUGCGUGCUAUUUGUAUUUAACUUGUUGGAUAUGACUAUAUGUUUCACUCGCCAGGCUA
Suillus fuscotomentosus is the source of this 1170-nucleotide messenger RNA. RefSeq lists its product as uncharacterized. NCBI's taxonomy places the organism in Eukaryota, Fungi, Basidiomycota, Agaricomycetes, Boletales, Suillaceae. The coding region runs from base 120 to 1070 and encodes 316 amino acids. The record is from RefSeq and is a predicted model, not a curated record. The transcript has 8 exons.